AUGAAAGCACUGGCCAGGAGCUAUGUCUGGUGGCCAGGGCUCGAUUGGGACAUCGAGGAUGUGGUGAAGAGAUGCCAGCCCUGCCAGGAAUCCAGACUUGAGCCUUCCAGGGCCCCUGCCCGAGCCUGGGAGUCAUCCCACAGACCGUGGUCCAGGCUACACUUGGACUUCGUGGGCCCAUUCCAGGGUCAGCUGUUCUUCAUUCUGGUGGACGAGUACAGCAAGUGGCUGGAAGUGUUCCCGGUGCCGUCCACCUCCUCGAAAGCAGCAAUACGGGCCAUGUGGAGAAUCUUCAGUGCUCAGGGAAUUCCCGACACCCUGGUCGCGGACAACGGCACAGCGUUCACCUCCAGCGAAUUCCAGGACUUCACCUGGUACUAUGGGAUCCACCACAUCAGGUCAGCCCCUUUCCACCCUGCUACCAACGGCCAGGCUGAGCGCAUGGUUUGGACGACCAAGGAAGUGCUCCGCCGCCUGGACAAUAAGGACUGGGACUACAAGCUGGCUGCCUUUCUCUUCAGCCAGCAAAUAAUGCCUCACACCACAACGGGAUGCAACCCAGCAGAACGCCUCCUGGGCAGAUGCCUGACGACCCGGCUGGAUUGUCUUCACCCCGAUAGAGCACCAGAAGAAGAGCUGGACACUGAGUCACCGGAGGCAGCCAGAGGAUUCUUCCCAGAGGAUCCUGUGUACACCAGGAACUAUGUGCGGGGUCCGCCAUGGAUUCCAGCAUGGGUGGUGAGAGUCAUGGCCCCCCGAUUGUAUGAGGUCUCCAGCGAGGAUGGCCAGAUACUCCGGCGCCACAUCGACCAGUUGCGUCGGCGGGUGCUGCCAUACGACCCAGAGGACUUCGAGGAACAGGGCUCCUCCAAGGCUGCAACUUCCCCUCUGCUACCAGAUACUCCGGCUUCUCCUGACAUGGCGCCCAGCCUAUCUUCACCCUCCCUGCCAGCUGACAGCGUGGCUGCACCUAGGAAAGCAACGCAGACUGAUCCACCACAGCCGACGCUGGCCAGCACUCAGCCGAGUGCAUCGGCAUCAGCUCCUGCCAUAAUUGCUGAUGGGUCCCUGGAGAAGACAAGUGAUGAUGUGGGGAGCGAAGAAGAUUUAUAUGACGAUUUCCGGAGUUCCAGUCACCGCUAUGGCCACCCAGGUGGCGGAGGAGAGCAACUUGCUAUUAAUGAGCUCAUCAGUGAUGGAGGUGUGGUCUACGCAGAAGCCCUCUGGGAUCAUGUCACCAUGGAUGACCAAGAGCUGGGCUUCAAGGCUGGUGAUGUCAUUGAAGUAAUGGAUGCCACUAACAAGGAAUGGUGGUGGGGCAGGAUAAUGGACAGCGAGGGCUGGUUCCCAGCCAGCUUUGUACGGCUUCGAGUGAACCAGGAUGAACCAAUGGAAGACUACCCUCUGAAGUUAGACGAUGGCAGGGAAGAAGACUCCCGAAAUGCUGCCCACCGUUAUGGGGUGGGGCAAACAACCAAGGAUCAGAUGAGGACCAAUGUUAUCAAUGAGAUCCUAAGCACAGAGAGAGAUUACAUCAAACACCUGAAGGACAUCUGUGAGGGCUAUAUAAAGCAGUGCCGUAAAAGAGCAGAUAUGUUCACCGAGGAGCAGCUGAAAACCAUCUUUGGGAAUAUUGAGGAGAUCUACAAGUGCCAGAAAAAAUUUGUUAAAGCAUUGGAGAAAAAAUUCAACAAAGAUUACCCGCACCUGAGUGAAAUUGGGUCCUGCUUCCUGGAAUAUCAAAAUGAAUUCCAGAUCUACUCUGAGUACUGCAACAACCACCCCAAUGCCUGCGCGGAGCUUUCUCGACUCACCAAAGUGAGCAAGUAUGUCUAUUUCUUUGAAGCCUGCCGGCUGCUUCAGAAGAUGAUUGACAUCUCUCUGGAUGGUUUCCUCCUGACUCCGGUGCAGAAAAUUUGCAAGUACCCACUGCAGCUUGCAGAAUUGCUGAAGUACACAAACCCACAGCAUAGGGAUUUUAAAGACGUGGAAGAUGCUUUAAAUGCCAUGAAAAACGUAGCACGGCUCAUCAAUGAGAGGAAGAGGCGUUUGGAAAACAUAGACAAAAUUGCUCACUGGCAGAGUUCCAUCGAGGAUUGGGAGGGUGAAGAUGUCCUUGUCAAGAGCUCUGAACUCAUCUAUUCUGGAGAACUGACUAAAAUAUCCCAGCCUCAAGCCAAGAGCCACCAGAGAAUGUUCUUCCUCUUUGAUCAUCAGCUUGUCUGCUGCAAGAAGGAUCUCUUGCGGCGCGAUAUCCUGUACUAUAAGAGCCGAAUCAGCAUGGACAACAUGGAGAUCCUGGAUGUGGAAGAUGGCAAAGACAAAGACUUCAAUAUCACUGUUAAAAAUGCAUUCAAGUUGCACUGUAAGGACACAGAAGAAGUCCACUUGUUCUGUGCAAAAAAGCCUGAACAGAAGCAGCGUUGGCUGAAGGCAUUUGAGAAUGAAAGGAUGCAGGUUCAGCUCGAUCAGGAAACAGGUUUUUCCAUCACUGAAGUUCAGAAGAAACAAGCUAUGCUUAAUGCCAGCAAACAAAACCAGACUGGAAAACCAAAAGUGGUCACCAGGACGUAUUACGACUUCCUGAUGCGCCAGAAGCACCCUACCUUGCCUACAAACCUCCCCCAGCAGCAAGUCUUCAUGUUGGCAGAGCCCAAGCGCAAGCCUUCAAACUUCUGGCAGAACAUCAGCAGGCUGGCACCAUUUCGAAAAUAACCGGAAGCCGCUUGUAUCCUGUGCCUGAAGACCUUCUGAGAAAGCACUUUAUGCACCAAGCCCUGCAAAACUAAGCACUAGCUCCCCCUACUGGCUUUCAGAGGGAUAGCACCUACCCUUUAUUUCCUUGUUUCUUUUGCCAAGACUGAAUGGGCUCAAGUGUAGAGGAUGACAUGGACCGUAUUUUGUUGUUUGUGUGUGCGUGUCUCUCUCUCUCUCUCAUGCUCUCUUUAUUUUUGAAAACGAGUCCUCAAGCCUGCACAUCCUUUUGAACACCCAGAAGAGAAAGCACGAGACUGGAGUCUGAACUUCCUUCCCUUUCCUUUCUUAACCUUCCUCAGUUCUUGGGCUGUGCCUCCCCUUAGGAAUGGUGUUUGCUUUCCGUUUCAGCCAGGCAGAAAGAAUGAGCAAGUGAGCAAUCCCCAUUCCCUGCUUGGUGUUUGCUCAAAACAGCCGAUCAACAUUGCUGCUGUUCAUGCACUUUGCCAAGGUGAGCCACUCCCCUCCUCUGACUCCACCAGUUCCGCUAUUCACGGAAAUCCUGAAGAACAGAACACCUCUGCCUGGCACCUUUCACCAUCCUCGGCUGAAGUCAAAACUAUCGAUGACGAGCCAGAACAUCAAAUAUGGACCCCGAAG
This is a messenger RNA of Gekko japonicus, 3354 nucleotides long. RefSeq names its product rho guanine nucleotide exchange factor 4-like. Gene Ontology annotation, molecular function: nucleic acid binding; guanyl-nucleotide exchange factor activity; protein binding. The transcript is spliced from 11 exons. NCBI's taxonomy places the organism in Eukaryota, Metazoa, Chordata, Lepidosauria, Squamata, Gekkonidae. Bases 1 to 2715 code for a protein of 904 amino acids. Gene Ontology annotation, biological process: DNA integration; intracellular signal transduction. The record is from RefSeq and is a predicted model, not a curated record.